Messenger RNA from Symbiodinium pilosum, 1029 nucleotides. Lineage: Eukaryota; Dinophyceae; Suessiales; Symbiodiniaceae. The record is from the annotation of a GenBank genome assembly.
AUGGCAUCUUUCUCCAAGCUGUUGGAACAGCGUACUGUACCAAAGGACAAGGAGAAGGAUAAGGAUGAUCAAGUGUACUUGGAUUCUUAUGCUGAUCUUGGAAUACAUGAGGAGAUGCUGAAGGACACGAUGCGUGUUGCAGCAUACAAAGCCGCGAUUGAUCAUUAUGCCAGCGAAUGGCAAGACGCAAUGGUUGUUGAUGUUGGCGCUGGUACUGGGCUGCUCUCUGUAUUGUGCGCUCGAUCUGCUCGACGAGUCGUUGCAAUCGAAGCAUCCCGACUGGCACACUUUCUGCGGCAGGUGGUGGAUACAAACGUGCCUGGAACUGUUGCAGUGCACGAAUGUCUGGCAGAGGAACUAGAGCUGGACGACGGUGAGAAAGCUGAUGUGAUAAUCAGUGAAUGGAUGGGAUACUGUUUGCUUUUUGAGAACAUGCUGCCAUCUGUCUUAUCAGUCAGAGAUCGCUACCUCAAAGAGGGUGGUCAGAUGCUGCCCUCAAAAUGUCGAUUGCUGAUGGCACCACUUCAAGAUAGCUGGCGCGAGGAGAAGAUUAACUUCUGGCGUUCUGUUAGCGGCAUUGAUAUGUCCUCACUGAUGCCGCUUGCCAGAGCAACCUUUUGUUCUGCUCCACAACAUCGCAUAGUCGAUCCCAAAGCGCUUUUGGGAGAUGCGUUUGAAGUUCUAUGCAUGGAUAUGCACACAGUGCAGAGUGCAGACCUUGAGAGAUUUGAAGCCGACCUGCGUGUGACGCUUCCUCCUGGCAGUCGGUUAGAUGGCAUUGUGACAUGGUUUGAGUGCGAGUUUGGGGAUGCUGGCUGGCAGCUUUCCACUUCUCCCUCGAAGCCAGCCACCCACUGGAAGCAAACUGUCUUCUAUUUCAGGCAGGCGGUUGAGGGGGGUGGUGGCAUUCUACUUACAGGCAAAACGGUAGUGGAGCGUCAUGAUGAGUUUUCGCGAGGCUACCGAGUCACGUUUGAUUUGAAGAUACCCGGACGAACAUCUCGAAUGGAAGCCUUCGAGCUUAGGUAA